Molecule: messenger RNA, 1305 nt
Organism: Capronia epimyces CBS 606.96
Lineage: Eukaryota; Fungi; Ascomycota; Eurotiomycetes; Chaetothyriales; Herpotrichiellaceae
Product: dolichyl-phosphate beta-glucosyltransferase
Exons: 2
Coding region: 1-1305 (434 amino acids)
Cellular component (GO): endoplasmic reticulum membrane
Source: RefSeq, a predicted model, not a curated record
AUGGGUGUGAUGGGCCGACAUUUCGUCGACUUAUAUCCGCAAGAUGGCUCCUUCAAUUGGCGACUAAUCCCCUUCAUCUUGAUCUGGGUCGCCUUUGCUAUUGUGGUAGUGAUAUGGCUGCUGGUCACGCUGUUCGUCCCCUUCCCACGCAAACCCAGACCUUCCGAGAAGAAAUUCACUACGGUCGACAAGACGGGCGAUGUGACAGAGCCCGAACCCCUACCCUGUUGGUAUGACGACCUGCUACGAAGAUAUGGCAAGGCGACACGGGAAGAGCAGGAAAUCGAGCUCGAGACUGAGAUCGAACCGGCCGAGUUAUUCAUGACGCUGGUCGUGCCGGCGUUCAACGAGGAGGACAGACUCACAGGGAUGCUGGAGGAGGCGGUCAAUGUCCUAGAGACCGAAUAUGGGUCGGCGGCGGCAGCUAGCCUGAAGACUGCAGCUAAGGAUACAAGCCCAUCAACUACGAGGGCCGUCGAUGCAGAUGGGGAUGCGAAAGCGACAACGGCUAUACGGCGCAGGAAGGCGAACGGCGUGAAAUCCUCGUCGUCGUCAUCGUCGUCUCCGCCGCUUCGAGGUUGGGAGAUCCUGAUCGUUGACGAUGGCUCGACGGACCACACCGUAUUGACGGCCCAGACUUUCUCGCGCGUCCACAUCCUACCGAAACACCCACGCCGGCUCUCCGGCCCGUGGACACACCGCAGCGAGACCGGGGUCAAGAUCCCGCCAGGGUCGGUCCGGGUGGUGUCGCUCGAGGAGAACCGCGGCAAAGGCGGCGCGGUGACGCACGGCAUGCGCCACGCACGCGGUCAGUACGUGGUCUUCGCCGACGCGGACGGCGCGACCAAGUUCUCCGACCUGGACAAGUUGGUGCGGGCGUGCCAGGAGAUCGAGGACGAGCAGGGCCGCGGCGUCGCCGUCGGCAGCCGUGCGCACCUCGUAGGCAGCGAGGCCGUGGUCAAACGGUCCAAGCUGCGCAACUUCCUCAUGCAUUCCUUCCACCUGCUCCUGAAAUUCAUGACUCCUCCCCAGACGGCGCGCAUCAAGGACACCCAGUGCGGCUUCAAGCUGUUCUCCCGCCCCGCCCUGCCCUACAUCGUGCCGCACAUGCACAUGGACGGCUGGAUCUUCGACGUUGAAAUGCUGAUGCUGGCCGAGUUUGCCGGCAUCCCUGUCGUCGAGGUCGCCGUCGGCUGGAAGGAGGUCACGGGCAGUAAGUUGAACGUCAUCCGGGACAGUGUCGGCAUGGCCGUCGGCCUGGCCAUUCUUCGCCUCUGCUGGGGAACGGGCAUCUAUAAUCGGUGA